CCGCAAACAUACCUCGGGUCACAACUACUUCGUCAACACCGCAAUCACCACUGCCGACAGCGAGGCGACAGCGGGCAGCCAUGGCGUCCAAGUCGCCCUCUGCUACCCUUAUUCAGGUGCCUGCGCGCUUCUCGAUCGUCGAGCAGGGCGUGUACCGCUGCGCGUCGCCCACCGGUCCACAGGUCCCGUUCUUGCAGAGCCUCGGAUUGCGGACAAUACUGAGCCUCACGCCCGAACACCCCACACGCCAGCUGGUGCAGUAUGCGCGCGCUGCCGGCGUUGAUUUCGUGCAUUUGGGCAACACGCUGUUCCAGCCGCAGACGGACUGGCGGCCGAUGACGGACGAGAUGGUCAAGAUUGCGCUCGAGCUCAUCCUCGACGUGCGCUCGCACCCCGUGCUCGUGGUCGACCCGUUGGGGAUCCACCAGACGGGUGUAGUGUUUGGAUGCCUGCGCAUGAUGCAGGGGUGGAACUUUGCGAGCGCAUUGUCAGAGUAUCGCGCGCAUUCGGGUCCUAACAAGCACCGGUAUAGCGACGAGACGUAUAUCGAAUUCUUUGAUCCCGACCUCGUGAACCUGCCGCCCAACCACUGCCUGCCGGCGUGGUGGAGUGAGGAGGAGGAUGUAGACGACUGGGUCGAGGUCGACCCACCGCCCAAGGAGAAGAAGAAGAAGAAGGACAAGGAUGGCAAGGAGGGCAAGGAGGGCAAGGAGGGCAAGGAGGGCAAGGAUGGCAAGGAGGGCAAGGAGGGCAAGGAGGGCAAGGAGAAGGGAGAGGGGGAUGAGAAGGGGGAGAACGGAAGCAGGGAGGAGGAGAGUGAGGGAGCUCGCAACGGAGCACUGGAGGUCGCUGGCGCCAACGGCACAGAUCCACACACCAGCGACGGCGGGGUGGGGUAGCAUCGUCGCACCGCUUGGUGUUGUUGGCUUAUUGUACGAUCAUGCAUAUCAGGGUACAAGAUUUC
This is a messenger RNA of Cutaneotrichosporon oleaginosum, 964 nucleotides long. RefSeq lists its product as uncharacterized. Gene Ontology annotation, molecular function: phosphatase activity. The record is from RefSeq and is a predicted model, not a curated record. Lineage: Eukaryota; Fungi; Basidiomycota; Tremellomycetes; Trichosporonales; Trichosporonaceae.